Messenger RNA from Staurois parvus, 585 nucleotides. Lineage: Eukaryota; Metazoa; Chordata; Amphibia; Anura; Ranidae. The record is from the annotation of a GenBank genome assembly.
CUCGGACACUUUCACCCCCUCCAGUCCGGACACUUUCCCCCCUUUCCAGUCCGGACACUUUCCCCCCCUUCCUGUCCGGACACUUUCCCCCCCUUCCUGUCCGGACACUUUCACCCCCUUCCAGUCCAGACACUUUCACCCACUUCCAGUCCGGACACUUUCCCCCCCCCUUCCUGUCCGGACACUUUCCCCCCCUUCCUGUCCGGACACUUUCACCCCCUUCCAGUCCAGACACUUUCACCCACUUCCAGUCCGGACACUUCCCCCCCCCCCCCUCCAGUCCGGACACUUUCACCCACUUCCAGUCUGGACACUCCCCCCCCCCCCCCCCCUUCCAGUCUGGACACUCCCCCCCCCUUCCAGUCCAGGCCAAUUUUCAGCUUUCAGCGCUAUCACCUUAACCCCUCGCCUACCGAGCACUUCUACCCCCUUCCUGCCUCCCGGGCACUAAUACCCCCUUCCUGCCCACCGGGCACUUUUACCCCUUCCUGCCUCCCGGGCACUUAUACUCCCUUCCUUCCUCCUGGGCGCUUAUACCCCCUUCCUGCCCACCAGGCACUUAUAACCCCUUCCUGCGAGACCACU